AAAAACCCUGCUGUAAACCUGUGUUUAAAUGUUUAUUUUUACCACUGGAAAUGGUGGGGUUUGCCCCCUUUUCCCCUUUUAAACUCCUUUUCAGAGACGCUUGGAAAGAAAAUGUUGGUUUAAUCUGCUUUCUUGCAGAUGCAGAAAUCGAGGCUGAACAGUCAUUAAUUCGUUCUGAAUCCUCUUCCAAGUUCCAAGGCAAUUGUUUGUUUUUACCAAUUUCCUUCUUUUCUUAACUCUGAAUUAUAAACCGUUUUAUCUUUCCGCUUAAUUAUCUUUAGCCGCAUUUACUAUUUACAAUAAUUAACAGUGUCAUGUUUGGGCCACCGUAAAAACGCGUACCUGGAUAAAAUAAUGCGCAUGCGUGUUGUCGUCAUAACUUUUGAGUGAAAUAAAAAGGAAUGGGUUCACUCUCUCGAGCUCGAAUCGUCAAAUGUUGUUCACCUGGAAUUGGAAAGAAGAUAGGCCUUUGAAUCAAAUUAUCAGCUAGAGAUCUAUACACAUUCAGCUUAAAUCCUACUGAGGAAGAAUUUAAUUGAGGCCGAGUAUGGAGUGCCCGAGAAGCCAUGUAACCAUCUUGUUGGCUGUAUGUUUGAUCCUGCUGGGAUUAUUAAGUAGUGUUGUAUCAGCUGAAUGGCAAGGAGAUCUGUCAUCUUAUCACAUUGCUUCAUUCAGUAAUCCUCAUCCUCCUAGACCUCUCAAUGAUCCAUCAGGUAACCACAAUGCUAAAUUCAAUCAUUUCACUCUAUCUGGUCCUGAUGGAGCUGUGUAUGUUGGAGCUGUCAACUACUUAUACAGACUGGAUAGUUCAUUGAAUCUGCUACAGAAUGUUAGUACAUGUCAAGAACUAGGAGAGGAUAGGUGUGAUACAUUCACCAACUACAAUAAAAUCCUGAUAUUAGAUAAUCAGAAUCGGUUGAUUACAUGUGGAAGUGAGAAUGGAGGAAAGUGUCAGUUCAGGAAUCCAGAUGAUUUGACUGAUGUGUUGUUUCAACCAGACCCUGAUGUUGCUGGUUUUGGAGAGUUGUCUACUGUAAGUUUGAUUGCACCAGGAACUGAUGGACCAAUGGGACCAGGUCCAGAUGGAGGAGACUGGUUGUAUGUAGCUGUGACUUUUACUGCUGAGGUUGGGUAUAGAGAUAUCCCACCAGUCGGCAGAAGAAUCCUUAGUACAGACGGGUUGUUGAUAUCUCCAGCAGGCACAGCGUUUUCUUCAUCUGUUACAUUUCAUCGUACUAACACUCCAAUCGAUAUUGCAUAUGUUGCUGGUUUCUCAUAUGAUGGAUUCACAUACUUCAUCACUUCUCAAAAGGAGGAUUUUGGUUCCAAUGUCUUUGUUUCUAAAAUGAACAGAGUCUGUCAGACCAGUCUAACAUUUGACUCUUACACAGAAAUCACCCUACAAUGCCAAGGAUCAGAUGGUAGUGUGUACAGUUUGGUACAAGCUGCUCAUAUUGGCCCAGCAGGUCAGGAUCUUGCUGUAUCAUUAGGUUUGAAUGCUGAGGACAUGGUGUUGUAUGCUGUGUUUGCUAAGAAUGAAGGAGCUGAUGGGACUAGUGAUGUACCUAUUGAUCAGUCAGCAUUGUGUGUGUAUAAGAUGAGUGAUAUUUUAGAUGCCUUCAAGGAAGCAGUCAGGGGAUGUAUCCAAGAUGGAGAUGACUACUUAGUGAAGUACUUGGAAGGAUUCUUCUGUCCAUCAUUACCAGUUAAUCCAGAUAUGUUUCUGUGCCAUCCUUUUGAAGGGACCAACCAAGUAGUAUACAAGUAUGCUAAAGGCAUUGAUGUAGCAUCAUCCAUUGCUGUGCUGGAACUAUCAGACACUCUGAUGUCAUCCAUCAUUACAACUACUGAGAUGAACCACACUGUAGCUAUCAUUGGAACUAACUCCAAUGGGGAACUUUUAAAGGUUCACAUCCAAAGCAAGACCUCAGCCAGACUGUAUGAAAGAGUACACCUUGAUAUUACUGGAUCAGUUCUUAAAGAUGUCAAGAUUAAUGAUGCAACAAGAGAGAUGUACAUACUCACUGAACAAAAGUUUUUGAAGAUGCAUGUUGAGAACUGUGGUCAGUAUACAACGUGUGAGACGUGUAUUGGUACGGAUGCAGGGAUGGAUGGAGACCCAUACUGUGGCUGGUGUACUCUGCAAAGACAAUGCACCCUGUAUUCAGAAUGCAACAUGCCUGAUGUGUCUACCCGAUGGUUAGCCUACAAUACUGCACAGUGUAUUGAGAUAACCAAUGUGGAUCCUUAUAACAAUCUACCAAUCACUGUCACUGAACAACAGAUUACUGUGAGUGUAGAGCAGUUACCAGACUUACUGACCAACAUGACAUAUGAGUGUUGGUUUGGAUCCUACGUAUCUCAAGCUACAAAGACUAAUGAGGAUCUUAGAUGUGUCUCCCCACCUGGUAAUAGGAUACCACCAAUUCAACAAGGAGAUGAUGCUGUUCAGGUUACACUAAGCAUCCAUUCCAGUGAAACAUCAGUCAGUUUUGUGGAUACAAGUUUCUACUUCUAUGAAUGCUCCACUCAUACUUCUUGUGUAUCUUGUGUUGGUAGUCGAUGGGCCUGUGACUGGUGUGUGUUUGAGAAUAGAUGCACUCAUGAGAAUACCUCUUGCUCUGGAGACAAUGAAAUCAUCAUUACUGGGCAAAACAAUCCAGCUUUGUCUUCACCCAAGGGUCCGGAUUCCUGCCCUCAGCUGCUGGCUCAGAAUACUAAAGUCCUUCUUCCCAAUGGAAUUGAAAGAAGUUUACAAGUCAUGACUACAAAUCUACCUGAUCAGACCCAGACUUCUAGCUUUGAAUGUAGCUUUGAUAUCGAGGGAAUACAUCAGAGUACAACUGCUCAGCGUAAUGAUGAUACCAUCAUGUGUGACAUGAAAGCUUAUACCUACACUUCCACUGAUGAAGCAGAGCUGAUUGUGAAACUGACCAUUGAAUGGACAGACACCAGUAAUAACCCUCACAUUCUAGAUGACUUAUUCAACAAUAAUGCAACACUUUACAAGUGUGGAGCAUUGAAGCCAGAUUGUAGUCGGUGUGUUACUGCCAGGCCAGAGCUGGAGUGUGUUUGGUGUAAUGCUAUGUGUGAACUAAGAGAGUCUUGUACAACAGCGGAAGGAGAGUGGGUUACCCACAAUAAUAACGCCAACUGCCCUGAUCCAGUCCUCCAAGGGGUGUAUCCAUUGAGUGGACCAAUAGAAGGUAACACCAUAGUAUCUGUAAUGGGUACAGAUAUUGGCACAGGGUUCCAUACUGUAGUGAAUGUGAUGAUUGGAGACCAAGAAUGCCAUCUGGAUGGACUGGAAGCCUAUUAUGAAAUAGGCCACAGUGUAAGUUGCCUAACUCAAUCGCGAGUUAAAAGUGUGGUGCCGAUGUCUCUGACAGUCAGGGGAGGUGAUGGGACAACACUACAGGAAAGCAAAGGAAAUGUUAGCUUUGAAUAUAGGGUUCCAUCUAUUACAAGUUUCAGUCCUCGUUUUGGACCAGCAGCUGGUGGGACUCGUAUAACAAUCAACGGAAUGGCUCUAAAUACAGGACGGGAUAUUCAGGCAUUCAUUGGUGAUAAAGCUUGCAUUAUAACAAGCCCAGUAACAGAGACUGAAGCAGUCUGCACAAGCUCUGAGGGGUCUGUUGGGCAGACAGAAGUUCUCAAGAUGUCUUUUGAUGGAUCAAACAAAACAAGCAAAGUGUACACUUUCAGCAACAACCCUGUCAUUACUGAAGUCAGUCCAACCACCAGUAUAUAUUCUGGUGGUCGGGAGAUGGUUGUCAGAGGGACUCAUCUAGACACUGCCCAGAUGGCUUCACUUGUUGUUACAGUUGCUUCUCAAAUCACUAAGAGAUCUGUCAGCAGUGAGGGACCCAACAAUAUUGAGUUUGCGGAGAAUUGUGCUGUGGAAGGCUCAGAGUUCAUGCGUUGCUUCACACCGAAUAUAACAUCAGCCAUAAGCAGCUCUUUAUCUCGACUUAACGUGACUUUUGGCUUCAUUAUGGACGGUGUGAGUGACCUCUUAACAUGGUCAGAAGACAACGACGUUGACUUGGAGUUCUUUCCUGAUCCAGAGUAUGACGAGUUUGAAAACGGCUUGUUUGAGAAGAAUGGAGAGUUAUUGACGAUCAAGGGUGACCGAAUCAACAAUGCAAUCACUGAAUCAGAAAUCAUCGUUCAUGUUGGAGCAAUGAGAUGUGACGUAACCUUUAUUGAAGAAACAGGCCUUGGUUGUAUUUUACCUGAGGAGCAACCACCUGCUGGGGACUUCACCGGCCAAGACACAAAGAGAGGGCUUCCUGUGGUCUGGGUAACUCACAGCAAUCUAGAGUUCCGUAUAGGAUACGUUAAGUAUCCUGUAGAGUUGGUUCCAAUCGUACUCCCGUCAAUCAGUGGAGUCAUCGUGGUCUGCAUUCUCACUGUUGCCUUUUGCUUCUUAGCUCAGCUGUAUGGAUCCAGACGAGAAGCUAGACUCAUCCAGGAUGACAUGGUAACAUUAGAAGUGGAUCUGUCAGAUGAGAUCAAACAAGCCUUUGCUGAACUUCAGACAGACUUGACAGAUUUGACAAGUGACUUGCAUGGAAUUGGAAUGCCAUUUGUCAGUCACCGAGAGUACGCCAGUAAUAUGCUGUUCAUUGGGCAAGAGAGACCAGACACUCAGGAUAAAGAGUAUCCAGAUGAAAAUGUCCAGAAAGCAAUGAUGAAGUUUUCUCGUCUUCUUAGCAACAAGGCUUUCUUAAUUGUUCUGAUUCAAACGUUGGAUGCUGAGAGCCCCUCAAAGUUACCCAUUAGACAAAAGCAGUUGAUAGCAUCUCUGCUUACAGUGGUCAUGAUUCUGGAGAAUAAAAUGACGUACCUGACUGACAUCAUAAUUACUCUGAUGACGGAGCUCAUCCACACAGCCGCUGACCACAGCCGAACUAGACAACUCUUCCUCAGAAAUGAGAGUAUUUUAGAGAAGCUUCUAUCAAACUGGGUUGCUCUGUGCCUGUAUGAUCAACUUCAGAGUCACACUGCCUACCCUCUGUUUGUCUUGUACCGUGCCAUCAAACAUCGCACUGAGAGUGGUCCAGUUGAUGUCUUCACCGGAAGGUCAAGAUAUUCUCUCAACUUUGAGAAGAUGUUGGAGGAGGAUAUCGAGUUCAAUACCCUUAAUCUCAUCGUGCCCAUUGAUGAAGAAGGAAAUGUCAUCAAGGAAGUCAAGGUGCUAGACGUAGACACUAUCUCACAGGUCAAGGAGAAGAUCUUAGAUGCCAUUUAUUGCAGCACACCUUACUCUAGCAGACCCUGCACCAGCCAAGUCAACCUUGAAUGGCAUCAUGGCACCAAUGGUCGUCUCGUGUUGACAGACAUGGAUCUCAGACCACCAACUGACAAAUGGCGAAGAAUCAAUAUGCUAAAGGAAUUCCACGUUGGGGAUAAUGAUCAAAUGACGAUUGUAGAGAAGCAAGACAUUGCCAAUGCAACUCUUUCCAAACCUGUUCUUCAGUUCUCACAGGGAAAUGAGGCCAGUGCAUACGCUAAUGUUGGAGUUGAUGAUUUGGCUAGCCGUAAACGAUACAGCAAUCGCCUGGAUACCAUUGUAGAAGUUGAGCCAAUAAAAGGAAUCAAAGACUGGCAUCUGGUUCAAGAUGAAGACAACGGCUAUGAUGAUGAUGAUGAGGAAGGCAAGAAGAAAAGAUCCAGAGAUUGCUGCAGCAGGUUGAGAUCAGUCACCUUCAGAAAUAAGAUCACUCGCAGGAAGAUCAAAGAGAUCUCAUUUCCAAGACUCAUGUCAACAAAGGGAGUCAUUCAAAAGUAUGUUGAUGACAUGUUCAAUACCAUUCUAUCAGUGGAGAGCGCCCCCAAGGCCAUCAAGUACCUCUUUGACUUUUUUGACAGUCAGGCCAAUCGACAUGAACUGGAAGAAAGUGACCCGGAAAUCACACACAUCUGGAAGAGUAACAUUUUACCACUGCGCUUCUGGUCCAAUGCCAUCAAGCAUCCAGACUACAUCUUUGACAUCCGUGCUGGACGCUCCGUUGAGGCAAGCAUGGAUGUGAUUGGUCAGUUAUUCCAUGAUGUACAUGACACCAAGACGCAUAAACUCGGGCAGGAGUCCUCUGUGAAUAAGUUAUUGUACGGCAGAGAGAAGCAGAAUUACCAGCAUGUAGUAGAGGACUUCUAUAAUGAAGUUCGGGAUUUGCCUCAGGUGACCACCCAGGAGCUGAAUAAGGAGCUGUAUAAAGCCAGCGAGAAUUUCACUGGUCUGUUCAGCAAGUUGGACACUCUUGAACGGCUGUGGUAUAUUGUCAGCAAACACAAUCAAACGAUUCUGGAUGUUCUUGAGUCUGAACCAGAAUAUGAAGAAGCCCACCUUGGAUACCUUCUUGAGGAGGUGCAAGUCACUCUCUCCAGUGGGGAUGAGGCUUUGUAGAAGGGCAAAUGUACUCCACCCCCUUCCAGUACUCGUUUCUGUUAUGUAAUUAGUAGAAGCAAUCACACAAUGUGAAAAACUGGCUUGAAGAAAUAUGAAUUAUUUUGAUAGGUCUAUUCAUACUAUCACAUAUUUUAUCUUUAGUAGAUAAUAAAUGUCCAUCAGCAAUAAAAAACAUUUGUUUUACCCAUCCACUGAUGUGUGAUGUUUUGUAUGCUCAGUACUUUCCUUGGGAUGUGAACCCGUAACCUUUGCCAUUCCAGAGUAGAUGUCUUGCCAACUAGGCCACCGAGAUUGCUCAAUAGAAAGAGGUGGUGUUGAAAUCUGGACUUUUUAGAUCAACAACUACCAGAGUAAAAUGCAAAACUUUAAAAGUUCUACGUGAAAAUUCCAAUGUUCAAAAGUAAAACAUUCUUCCACACAGAAUUAAAAUCUGGGAAUAACAAAUACACCAGAGUGUGAUGAUUUUAAUGUUUUUAGCACUUUUUUUCUAUUUACAUGCAGACAAUGUAUUUUUUUUUUUACAUUCAUUAUAGAUUAAUUUUGAAAAAGAAAAUAUUAAAUGGCAAAACGAUAGC
Molecule: messenger RNA, 6987 nt
Organism: Asterias rubens (European starfish)
Lineage: Eukaryota; Metazoa; Echinodermata; Asteroidea; Forcipulatida; Asteriidae
Product: plexin-A4-like
Exons: 38
Coding region: 548-6409 (1953 amino acids)
Biological process (GO): positive regulation of axonogenesis; regulation of cell migration; negative regulation of cell adhesion
Cellular component (GO): semaphorin receptor complex
Molecular function (GO): semaphorin receptor activity; protein binding
Source: RefSeq, a predicted model, not a curated record